Messenger RNA from Penicillium oxalicum, 237 nucleotides. Its product is annotated as RAMP4 family protein. Gene Ontology annotation, cellular component: endoplasmic reticulum. Bases 1 to 237 code for a protein of 78 amino acids. The record is from RefSeq and is a predicted model, not a curated record. Lineage: Eukaryota; Fungi; Ascomycota; Eurotiomycetes; Eurotiales; Aspergillaceae. The transcript has 3 exons.
AUGGCUCAAACCCCGCAACAACGCCGUGCGAACGAAAAGUUCGCGAAGAGCGAGGCCGCCAAGCGCGGAAGAGGGCCAACCGUCGCGAAGCCCAGGCAGAGCAAAUCGCCCAUCUCCAUGGGCUGGCUGGUGCUGCUGGCUUUUGUCGUCUGCGGUGGUCUUAUCCUCGAGCUGUUCAGAAUCGUCCCUCAGAUUUGGGAUACCGUGGCCUCCAUGCUUGCUCGAAUCACCAGUUAG